GUCGGAGGGGAAAAUCAGCUGGACUCCGCGGAAAUUACCAACAGGAGUAUUUUCCUUUUAUUUAGCUAGCUAACCAUCUGUCAACUCGCAUUUCUCCCUCCCUUCUUUAUUGCUGUCAAACCGCCACACUGGCGAUGUCGGAGUCGUACGAUUUCCUCUUUAAAUUCCUGGUGAUUGGGAAUGCUGGAACGGGGAAAUCCUGUCUUCUGCACCAGUUCAUAGAGAAGAGGUUCAAGGAUGAAUCUAACCACACAAUCGGAGUCGAGUUUGGCUCUAAGAUCAUCAGCGUGGUCAACAAAAUGGUCAAGCUUCAGAUUUGGGACACCGCAGGACAAGAGAGGUUCAGGUCUGUGACCAGGAGCUACUACAGAGGAGCAGCAGGAGCCCUGCUGGUCUAUGACAUCACCAGUCGAGAGACGUACAACGCUCUGACCACAUGGCUGAGUGACGCGAGGAUGCUGGCGAGUCAGAACAUCGUCAUAAUCCUGUGUGGGAACAAGAAGGACCUGGAUGCUGACAGGGAGGUCACCUUUCUGGAGGCUUCCCGCUUCGCUCAGGAGAACGAACUGAUGUUCCUGGAGACCAGCGCUCUAACAGGGGAGAACGUUGAAGAGGCCUUUGUCCAGUGUGCUCGGAAAAUCCUCAACAAGAUAGAGUCAGGGGAGCUGGAUCCAGAAAGGAUGGGCUCAGGUAUCCAAUACGGCGACGCUGCUUUACGACAGCUUCGCUCUCCUCGUCGUGCUCAGCCACAGGGCACCCAGGAAUGCGGCUGCUAGUGGACGUGUCCUGUAACACAUACAGACAAGGUUUGUGAAGACCAGGAGAAAAACAGCCAUGUGAGACCUGAUAACGUGGGGUUCAGAUCGCUACGCUGGUGACUUCUCCCCGACCUUUGACCCCUAACCUUUGCACGGACCCCUCAGAACCUUGUUGCCAUGCAGAUAGCUCAAAAGACUUCCCUGCCACGCACCCUCCCAGAACUUAAAGAUCUCCAAGGUAACCAGAGAUCAGCCAACAGUCUGCUCUUCUAUUGGACCAAACUGUCCCUCCAACCAAGACCACCCCCAACACUUCUCUCGUCCACACACCUGCCAACCCAAAUGACCACAUUUUAGAUUUCCCACUUGCUCCAGUCGACCCUCCAGCUACUUAAACAGACAAACUAAAUACAGAUUUUUGGAGCUGCACAGACCUUUAGAUUGAGCUAAACUAACUGCCCCCUGGCUCCAGCUUGAUAGUUAGUGUACUGAUGCGUGGUCUUGAUUUUCUCAGAAAAAAAAAAUUUCUCAUCUUGUGGAAAUAUUUCUUUGACCACAUGCUAAUUUAAGUCCCUUCCCUUCCACAGGUCCUCUGCUUCUCUUGCUCUAAUUAUCUGCUAACUCCAUGCUUGCAUUUGCAAACACACCACUAACAGUCACCUGUGUAGCUGUGCAGUUUGCACUUCUUGUGUGCCACCUCCACUCCCUUUAUUCACCUGAUAUCACGGUUUGUAUUCUUCUUAAAAUAUCCAGACCAUCAUUGCAACUGAAUAAUUAUGCAUAGGAUGUGAUGUCAUAGGUUUGAUGUCACAGGAGGAAAAAAAGAUGAGGUUGUGGUGGAUGAAUGGUUCAAAUCUGAGUGUUGGAUGGGAUGAGAAUUGGCACCUUCAGAUCAGACCCCAGGCUGUAAAAGGGUGAAUUACCCGCUUUCAGCUGAGACUGAAGCAGAUUAAUCUACCUGUCCUCACCUGUGGCCACAAGCUGCAGGUGUUGAACUAAAGAAUUAGUGGACGAACUUUCCCCAGCUAUAGUGUAUGGGGUCUGUUAGAGAUAGAGUAAGGAUCUCAGUCAGUAGAAACACUGCUCCUCCAUGUUGAGGUGUUUGAUGCAUGUCCUAUGGGCUGUCCUCAGACAAGCUGUUGAGAUUGUAUCUCUCAGCUGGACCAUUAAAAACUGUGGACGCUGGGAACAGGGAGGGUCUAGGCAUCUCUGCUUAGACUGCUGCUAUCAUGGCCUUCAGCAGGAAAUGAGUGGAUGAGAAACACUUAAUUUGUUUCUCAAAAGACGGGUGGGUGUUUCAAGCAAAAGCAAACAUGGAAAUAUUUGUACUUCCAUGACCUGUUACAUUUUCAUCGUAAAAAUGUGUUUUGAGAAAGGGGAAAAAUACCAUAUUUUAUUAGAAUUAGCAGAAACAUGGAUCUUUUCCUAAAACAGAGUCUUUAACGAUGUUAUUUCUCUAUUAAAAAGCAUGAGUAAUCAGUAACAGUGAUGGUCCCAGGGCAACACCUUAAUAUUGAUAUGAUAUUGCAGGAAAAACACACACACUUUUACAUCCCCCUUUUUCUCUCCUCCGUCUCCCCUAAAGCAUCCCUGUACCUGUACAGUGUUUCUGUAAAUAGACUGACGCAUGUUUUCUCAAACAAAAUAUCAGAGUAUUUCAUUAUGAAGAGAUAUUAUGUGUAUAUUAUAAUAGAUAUCAUAUUCAGCAUCUGCUUCAUGCUCCACUGCAUCAUUAUCAUUUGAAGCGACUAUACACUGGCAACUUGUAGCAGGAUACUGGUGAUGGGCAGUACUCUGUAUAAUUUUUUUUUUUUUUUUUUUUGUUAAAGAGGACAAGCUGAUUCAGAUUUUAUUAGGAAUUAUGAGGGGAAAGAUUCUGGAACAAAUUUUUAUUUGUUAUUUUUGUUUUGUUUUUUGACAAGCUCACAGAUAAUAAACAGAGGAAGCCUGACAUGUUCUGAGUAGACACUGGGCUUUCAUUUGUGUUAAAUGAAGUUACAUCUUUGAAUUCACAAGUCAGCAUCCGCAACUGAGUAAAACGUUGGUGUAACACUUUCUUUAUCCAAAGUUUUCCACUUAAGUCUAAUGACUGAUCUGUCGUAUGUAAAUGUUGCCUGUUUACAUGAGUGCUGACUGCUGCCAGAUGUGGGGUCAUACUAACUUGUUAGUUUUUAAGUUUUAACAAUGGUUUGAGGCUUAUCCAGUGUGUGCUUUACUCCUUGUUAUCUCCUGUUGUUAACUUUGACCAUGUUAAGUCAGAGGGAACGAUUAUGAGGCGUGUUUUGCAUCAGAGCAUUCACGCGUCACAUCAGCUCAGAUAUACUUUAGAUCAGGGGUGUCAAACCCAUUUUACAUUUUGGGCUACAUAUAGCUCAAUUUGAUAUCAAGUAGGUCAGACCAAUAAAGCUAAUGGCUAAUAACAUACAGGCUUACAGUUGAAAAUAUAAAGGCGUAAAUUACAGGAAAACCACUGGCAGUUCAUUACCUCCCAGUUACCUACUUAUCAUUUAAUUAAAAAAACAGACAUUUUCUGUUAACUUAUAAUAUGUUUUUAUUGUGGACCAAAAAACACACAAAAAAUACCAGAAAUUUCUAUAGUGAAACAUGAAAAAAAGGUUUUCUGUUAUGUGAUGGAAUACUAACAAUAAUAAGAGAGUCCAAAGUUUAUGCCCUUGUGAAGAUUUCACAUUUUCCAAAGCCAUACGAGGGGCCUUCUCUGGCCCCCGGGCCAUACGUUCAACUCCCCUGCUUUAGAUAUUAGCCUUUUCAAAAUGAGGAUUUUGAAUCAGACACUUCAAAUGUUUCCCAUCCUUCGGUGUUUGAUAUCUGAUGGUGGCUUUGGUUGUUCUGCAUCAUGUGUUUCUCUCAUCAGGUCAUUUGUUUGUAUUUAUGUGUGUCCUUUUUUCCUGUCAUUAUGAAUAUCAUAGAUUUAUAAUUUAUUAUGUAUGAUAAAGGCAUAUGUUUUUAAAAUAAAUACUACUACAAAUCCAGCAUU
Pelmatolapia mariae (spotted tilapia) is the source of this 3753-nucleotide messenger RNA. RefSeq names its product RAB4a, member RAS oncogene family (gene rab4a). NCBI's taxonomy places the organism in Eukaryota, Metazoa, Chordata, Actinopteri, Cichliformes, Cichlidae. Gene Ontology annotation, molecular function: GTP binding; GTPase activity. The record is from RefSeq and is a predicted model, not a curated record. Gene Ontology annotation, cellular component: recycling endosome; plasma membrane; insulin-responsive compartment. Bases 135 to 776 code for a protein of 213 amino acids. Gene Ontology annotation, biological process: regulation of endocytosis; Rab protein signal transduction; vesicle-mediated transport. The transcript has 8 exons.